This is a messenger RNA of Mus musculus (house mouse), 7318 nucleotides long. It is a transcript of the gene Lrtm1, whose product is annotated as leucine-rich repeats and transmembrane domains 1. The transcript is spliced from 3 exons. Bases 360 to 1430 code for a protein of 356 amino acids. Gene Ontology annotation, cellular component: membrane. The record is from RefSeq and is marked validated. Lineage: Eukaryota; Metazoa; Chordata; Mammalia; Rodentia; Muridae.
GGGGUCAUGUCUGAAUGCUACAGCUGUUCACCAAGGUCUGACCAACAUUCUUUAUGUGGUUUGCUGUCUGAAUGAGAGAGGCAGAGAAGAUCCUAGGGAGGUUGACACUUUCCAAAAAAAAAAAAAAAAAAAAAAAAAAAAGGACCGGACGCAAUCAAAAGACCCCUCUUAUGGAGAAGGACCACAGCAGACAGAGACAAGGGGACAGGCUGCUUAAAUAAGUGACCUCCUGAAUUCAGCAACUGUUUUCUGCACUGGAGAAAAGCCCAUGCUGGAUUCAGGGAAAGAGAAUGGAAAGCUGGGUUCCAAGUCUGCCGUAGCCCGGGUGUGUUGAUCUGUGAGUCCUCAGGCCGGGAUAUAUGUUGAAUGAGGGUUUGUGCUGCGGAGCCUGGGCCAUGAAAGGUACUCUGCUGCUGGUCUCCAGUGUGGGUCUCCUGCUCCCAGGAGUGGGCAGCUGCCCCAUGAAAUGUUUGUGCCACCCAUCAUCAAACUCCGUGGACUGCAGUGGUCAGGGGCUGUCAAAGGUCCCCCGUGAUUUACCCCCAUGGACAGUUACACUGCUCUUACAAGAUAACCGGAUCCACUGGCUUCCUGCUCUUGCAUUUCAAUCUGUAUCACUGCUUUCCACCUUAAAUUUAUCUAACAACUCUCUUUCAAAUCUGGCUGCAGAGGCUUUCUAUGGACUUCCACAUUUGCGGGUUUUAAAUGUAACCCAAAAUUCCCUGCUUUCCAUAGAAAGCAGCUUUGCCCAUGCCCUUCCUGGGCUCAGGGAGCUAGAUCUUUCAUCCAACAGCCUCAGGAUCCUCCCCACGUCUCUGGGGAAGCCUUGGGAGAACCUGACUGUGUUUGCUGUGCAGCAGAACCAUCUUCUCCAUCUGGAUCGUGAACUUCUAGAGGCCAUGCCCAAGGUGAGGCUGGUACUUCUUAAGGACAACCCUUGGAUUUGUGACUGCCACUUACUGGGUCUGAAACUCUGGCUGGAGAGAUUCACCUUUCAAGGGGGAGAAACAGAUGGUGCCAUCUGCAGGCUGCCUGAACCCUGGCAGGGAAAGGCUCUCCUCUCCAUUCCUCACGAACUGUACCAACCCUGUUCUCUACCUUCUCAGGAUUUGGCACCCUCACUAGUCCAGCAGCCUGGUUCUGCCCCGCAAGAUGCCCAGAAGUCUCAUGAGAAUAGCUCAGGACAGCAAGAUCCCUUGGAGUGUGAGGCCAAACCCAAACCAAAGCCAACCAACCUGCGCCAUGCUGUGGCUACUGUGGUCAUCACUGGGGUAGUAUGUGGGAUCGUAUGUCUCAUGAUGUUGGCGGCUGCUAUCUAUGGAUGUACCUAUGCAGCCAUCACAGCCCAGUACCAAGGGAGACCCUUGGCAUCAGCCAGGAAGUCUGAGAAGAUGGGAAGUAAGGAACUUAUGGACAGUUCAUCAGCCUGAGAGCCUUCAUUUCCAAGGUCCCCUCGAUCACUGAGGGCCCGGAAGAAAUAUCUGAGUGAGCUUGAUGUGUUCGAUGCUCCUGUCCCAUGUUUUAUCUUCCAAAACAACUAAGGAAAAAAUGUAUCCAAAAAAUAAAACAAAGUACUCAGUAGGAAGAAGUUUAAAUACCAUAGAUAUAAUAGACACACUCAUAUCUUGCAACUGAGAAGAUAUGACAAGAAGUCUAUGUGUAGGAACAAAAAGAAGAGCGACGCCAUCUCUUUUAGGUACCUGUUUCUGGAUUAAGCUGGAUUCUGCAGAGCAAUAAGAAUUCGGACAUGUGUGCCAAUAGGCAUUUUUAAGAGCUCUGGGGCCACCAGUUGGAGUGCCUGGGAAUUGGCUAGUGCUCUUACCCGACCCGUACUGGCUGCCUCUUAAUUCCAGUUCAUGCUAGAUUGGUAGGAUGUUGAGAUGUUGCGUAUGUUACACAUUUAGUGGAAAUGUCUGUUGGUUGGGAAUUUCAUAGCUGGCCACAAGACUCAGAUUAUAUUUAAUUUUCUAAAUCAGAAAACCAUUUGGGGCUCUCUAAGCUGCAGGGGAAGAUGAAGGUUCCAUGUCUGGAUAAUGGGACUCAGGCCCGGAGCCUGGGCAAGGUUUUGAUGUGAAGGAACACAGAGAGAAUAGUAAACUAGAAUACAGGGCAGAUAUCAUCAAGAGACCAUAUCCACCAAGCAAUGGGAACCUUAUCCUAGAACUCUCCCAGCAGGGAUGGCUUUUGCUUAGGCUGAAUGGUGGCUGUGUCUCUGCAUCCACAUCUACAUCUGCAGUGCACAGAGGGCAUGGAUUUGUACAGCUACACCCACACAUAAACACCCUUGGAGCAAUCAGCUUACCCACUAAUGAAAUGCAGCCGUGUCGGGUGGGAGCCAGUAGCUGUUGAUCACCACCCAGAUUGUAUGCUCAACACUCUGGGAUAGGAAAUAAGAAGGAAGUUUGAGGGGGAGUGGGAGUUACUGGGGGGUGGGCGCGGGACUCGAGGCACUGGAGGGCAGACAUCCUGGCUAGUGCUUCAGCAUGGCUUUAAAAAGUUCAGGUAUGGCUUGCAGAGUCCACAGACUUAGUCUGAGAGAGUUGCAUGCAAAGUGAAUUUUUAUAAAUUGAAUCAUCAUUUGAAUGCAGCAGGGGAGCUCGCUAUUUAAAGGAACCUUUCAUGGAAUCUUUUCUGUAAUGGAAAUAAUUGGCUCCAGAUUGAUGCAUUUUUUUUCCAAAUUUGCAUUUCUAUGCUAGGGUUUCUUAAAGUGGAAUAUACCUAUACCUACUCUUUCUGUUUACACUACAGGCACAUUUUAGGAUUAUAACUCUUUUGCACAGGAAGAGAGCACAGAGGAGUUAAAGACAUGUUAAAGGCAGAAAAUGACAAAUAUGGGGCAAGCUGUUCCUCUAGAGCCCAUGACAGACAUUGCUAAUCAAUCCCAGCUCUUUUCCCAGCUGAGCCUCAAAUAUACCACAGAUGGUUUCUUAAGACAGCACUAUAGGCAACCAGAACUAAUCAAUUGGAGUUGGUUCAAAGGAUAAAGCACAUUUGCCAUUCAGGGUACUGGCUCGACUUCACCCCUCAAGGCCAUGUAAAAAUUGGUUUGGAUCCCCAGUCAGUUGUCUACUCCUCAACCGGAAUAUAAAUGGGAUGUGCACAUGUUGGGAUGGACAGCUGUUGAGUGUGCUAUAAGCAAUGGAAACCUUGUAUAUACCAGUGGGCUAAGGGCAGACUGUCAUUUUGGAGUAUCAAUUCAGCUACAUAAUUUUUUUUAAUAGCAGAAGAAGUUUAAAUGUGAAUGGUCACAAUGAACCCCAUUAGUGCAUGUAAUUAAUAUGCAUUAAAAAUUAUAACGUGUAAGGGAACAGCACACCAAGAUUUCCCAGCAAAGGCCCACAGCUGCAUGGGCUGUCAUUUGCCCUGACAUCUCUCUUUUGUGCCAAGGUAGCUCAAUUCAACUGUGUGACUGAGUUUCUAUUCUAAGGAUGUAGCAACUACUUUCAAACUAAAAAAAAAAAAAGCAUUUCUUUCCAUUGUCCUAACUGCACCUUUUUUUUUUUCCUUUUGGCCAAAAACAUAAUGCGAGAGGAAAUUGAGAAAGUUCCUUUACUCUUCCUCUUGAUUUGGCCAAAUGUUCUUCAAGCUCACGCUGUUAGCAGGCAUGGCUCACUGUUCUCAUGAGCAUUCCUCAUAGAAUUCUGACACUCGCCCCGUGGAGUCUUGGGCAGCUAGCACAUGCCCUAAGAACUCCCAAGGCCAGCAGUACAUACCUCCUCUAACAAGUGAUUUAGGACUGCAAGUGUACUCUGCCCUGUCAGUGGUUUGGCGAUGCUGCAGAUCAGCCUUGCCCUCUCCUCUCAGAGAUUACAUAAAAGAGUUUCUAGUACACUGCGCAAACCAUGAACGUGGCGCAAACCCUCGCCUGUCAACACCCUGAUCCUAUUAGAUGUCGAUGUACAGAUGAUAACCCACGCAAAAGGCCUCUGGCUUAAUAGGUAGUCUUUAAGCACGAGGAGUUAAGUGAUGCAUCUGUAGACUCAGAUUUCUAUCAUUUGCCUACAGUCACCACACACAGCAGUUGGCAGUGAAAAUAAUUACUUACUCUGAAAUGUCAACAGCUCCUCAGAACAGAAAAAUAUAAAUCAAGUUGUUUAGAUGAACAAAUGUGGAGUUAUCAUUUGCUAAUAUGAGAAAUGAAAUGUUUUAAUUGCAAAAUGCACAGCAGAUGAAAGACCCAGUUUUCAGGGUAUUCUGCAAGAACCACAAAUUAUCUUUCAUGAGCACUGCAGCUCACGAGGGGCAAUUUACAAACGCCUCACAGAUUAUUUUCAGCUGCUUAUUACUGCCAUCCUAUUCAUAGAGUCCCCUGUAAGAACGUCCUUCCGCCAGAGCGCCAGACUGGAGGAGGCGCUCAGGGCAAAAGGCACGUGUAGUGUUGCUUCAGAGAAAGUCAUCUGAAAUGGCAUGCUUCCAUUAAAAGUAGCGUAACCGUGUGGUGACAGGCAGGUGAUUUCUGCUCCUGCAGAGACCUGAGUUCACAGCCACUGCAGCUCUCUGUAGUGAAGCUCAAAGGAGAAGGGCAUGUCAGCCAUGUGAUGCUGAGAGUGAGGCAGUAUGUGAGAAGAAAGACCUGCUGUCAAAUCAAAAAAGCUUGCACAGGUAAGGUGGGGACCUCAAAGCCCUUGGAAAGACACUUGUGCUUAAGACGAUAAAAUGCCAGUGGAUAAAGGAGUUAUCUUGUUUUGCCUUAUGAGAACAGAGACCUGAAAAGAGAUCCACACCUGAGCAUCCUGCAGAAGGCUCCUGGAAGUCAAACCCCAUUGCUGAAGUUCACUGAGAACUACUGAAGACAGACCCCCUCUGCCUCAUACUCUGAAUAUUGAAAGUGGCUAAAUUGGUUUCUAAAAUAUUCUAUCUGUGCUCCAUAUUCAUAGUCAUACACUAGUCAUUCAAGACCUGUAACUUCCCGUGCAGAUCAGGAAGUCACUACUUCCAAUGUCCAUUUAGAUUCCCUACAUGCUACUGUCAGAAACCUACAAGACCAGACACCUCAACCUACCAGGCAUCCCUGAACAAGAUAUUCUUCAAAACUUCAGGGGACCAUCCCAUCUCCCCCCUAGUGGAUUGAUUAUUUAUUUAUUUAUUUAUUUAAAUGCUUAAAUUACAAUGAGGUCUCAAAGAAACCUUUGUCUCAUUCAGAGGAGGCCUUAUAACUUUCUGACAGGCUUUCAGAUUCUUGACAGGGCUAUUCACCUCUAUUCCCAUUCCAAAGACACUGUCUGUUCAGAAUCCUCGAAAAGAAUAGGCUGUCACCUAUAGCCUCACACAUCCAUUAAGCAGACCCAGAAAACAAAUCGAGGGAGCUAGGGAAGGCCCUGAAGACCGUUCUGUUGAGGCCUGGAAAAUGUCAGCACAGUUGCCGUUGGUCUCCUUGUCCAUCAUGGGCAUUGCUAACAGAUCACAGCAUACUUAUCAACUGAUUCCAGGCCAGGCCUCAGAAGCCUUUCAAAUCUGUUUUCCAGGUGCCCAUAAGAGAUCAACUAGAGUUGACAUAAGGGAUUAAAGUUAUUUGCUACGUCGAUAUAGUUCAGUGUCUUUAUUUUACAGCUAGGAGCUAGAAGCAUGGAAAAGGGAAGAAACUUGCCAAAAGUCACACACAGUUCAUUGUGUGACUGAUAAAUCCAGUUGCAGAAGCAUGCAGUUAGCAUGCAUAACACAAACUAAUCCCCUAUUACCCUUUGUCCAUUGUAUAGUUAGCUGCUCUAUCUAGACUAUGACAUCAUUGUACUAAUCACUUAGAUAAAGACAAUUACAGCACUGCCAACAAUCUUCACUGGGUGUGGUGCUGGCUAGUUUUAUGCCAGCUUGACACAAGCUAGAGUCAUUUGGAAAGAGGAAACCUCAAAUGAGAAAAUGCCCCAAUUAGGAUCGGCCUGUGGGCAUUUUUCUUAAUUCAUGACUAAUGUGGAAUGACCCAGCUCAUGGUGGGUGGCAUCACCCUUGGGAAGGUGGCCUUGAGUUCUAUAAGAGAAUGCCACUGUGAGAGAAGCCAGUGGUUUCUGCCUCAGUUCCUGCCUUUAAGUUCCUGUCCUGACUUAUUCAUUUAUUUAUUUAUUUUAUGACAGACUAUGAUGUGGAUAUGUAAGCUGAGAUUAACACUUUCCACCCCAAGUUGCUUUUGGUCAUGGUGUUUUAUCACAACACUAGAAACCUAGCCAAGACAAACACCCAGCUUGGCGCCAGGCAUCUUCUAAGCACAUUAAUUAAUUUUCUAUCUACCUUCUAAUGAAAACCAUAGGUGUCUACUGUCCCAUUGCACAUGAGCCUAGAAAGCAAAAGUCCUAAGUUAUCACACCAGUAAAUGAUCCAGUAGAAAUUCACAUAAAAGUUGUGAUGGCUGAUUUUAUGUCAACAGAACAGAAGCUAGGACUAUUUGAAAUGAGGGAAGCUCAACUGAGAAAAAUCCUCCAUCAGAUCCAGCUGUAGGGCAUUUUUCUAAUUAGUGAUUGAUGAGGGUGGGCCCAGACCACUGUAGGUGGUGCCCUCUCUUGACUGAUGGUCCUGGAUUCUAUAAGAAAGUAGACUGAGCAAUCCAGUAAUCAGCAAUUCUCGCCGGCCUCUGCAUCAGCUCCUUCCACCAGGUUCCUUCUCUGCCUGAGUUCCUGUCCUGACUUCCUUCAGUGAUGGAUAGAAGUGUCUGCCAAACAAACCCUUUCAUCUCCAGCUUGCUUUUUUGGUCAUGGUGUUUCCUCACAACAAUAGAAACUCUCACUGAGACACAGUCUUCCCCGAAACCUAGGUGCUUUUUGAGACUGAACACGUCCUUUUUGUUGUUGUUGUUGUUAUUUUGAGUUCCUGGUUUUCACAUCAGCACUUCUGGCUAGCAUACUAAGUAACAAAAGAACAGGCUUUGUUGUAAUGCACAUGUGCAUCACUGCAGGUUGCUCAGAUGCUGGAUGUUGUCUCUGUGCUUGCCCUCCCUUGCUCUUCAGUUUUGUUUUUGCUAGGGUGACUCUCUCAGUUCUCUAGCUUGUAAAUGUCAGAGGACCCAGAGUUCUCCAUCCAUACUCUCUCUACCAUGGAGGGUUUGAGCUCAUCCAGACACUGGUUCUGAUUCCAGCCAGAGCUGCCCACCUCUACCCUCAACCCCAAGCCCCUACUGCACCUCCUCAUUUACUUUAAACCAAAGUACGGUCACAUCAUACAUUUUUCAUCAAAGUUCAGUGUAUAUCUUUAAAGGAUAGAGAUGAAUUUGCAUCCUCAGAUGACAUGUUGUUUCUUCUAAAUGUAAGAAUUCCUAAUUAUUUCAUUUCUAGUUGUUUCAAAUAUGCCCUUUUGAUUAUUUUUGAAAAAGGAUAUUAAAGUCAUUCCACCU